This is a messenger RNA of Hemiscyllium ocellatum (epaulette shark), 8629 nucleotides long. It is a transcript of the gene gcgra, whose product is annotated as glucagon receptor a. The transcript is spliced from 14 exons. NCBI's taxonomy places the organism in Eukaryota, Metazoa, Chordata, Chondrichthyes, Orectolobiformes, Hemiscylliidae. Bases 273 to 1781 code for a protein of 502 amino acids. Gene Ontology annotation, cellular component: plasma membrane. The record is from RefSeq and is a predicted model, not a curated record. Gene Ontology annotation, molecular function: peptide hormone binding; glucagon receptor activity. Gene Ontology annotation, biological process: cell surface receptor signaling pathway; adenylate cyclase-activating G protein-coupled receptor signaling pathway.
AAGCAGGCUGCAGCUCAGCUAAUCCUCCAGUAAACUUUCCUCAGUUCAUCACCUCCUACAAUUGGACUCUGGGAUUAUUUGACGCGUUCGGGAAAGUGUGAGGAACUUCACACUGUGCUCAGGGGCAAGAUGCUGCUGCCAGUUCCCGCCUGCCUCAGCUCCUGGACGGUGGCUAUGUUAGCAGCUCCCAUACUCUCAACCACUCCAUGUGGGCACUGAACGUUACAGGACGCCCCCUGAUGCACCAAUGAUUUUGGCAGCACUACAGAGGCAUGUUACAAGCACGAUUCCUUAUUCUCCUUGUACCGUUGUCCAUGAAUUUUCAGGGAGCGUCCGUUGAAGUCCUAGAGAACACAGUGGAAAAGUGGAAAAGAUAUUCUGACGAAUGUUUCCGAAACAUGUCCCGGACCUCACAGCCGAAAGGUGUGGUGUGUAACCGAACCUUUGAUAAGUAUGCCUGCUGGCCCGACGGUCUCCCAAACACCACUGUGAAUGUCUCCUGUCCCUGGUACUUACCCUGGUAUAAUACAGUGCAGGAUGGCUUUGUGUUCAGAAAGUGUGGACCUGACGGUAACUGGGUGAUGGAAUCCAUUAGACACCCCUGGAGGGACAGUAGCCAAUGCAAAGAUGACCCCAAGGAUGACCGAGCUCAGCAGGAACAGGGGAAGAUAUUACAUGGCUUCAAGAUAAUGUACACAGUGGGAUAUUCGCUGUCCUUAGGAACCUUAGUGUUGGCCCUGGGAAUUCUGGUGGGAUUUAGGAAGCUUCACUGUAUGAGGAACUACAUCCACAUGAACCUGUUUGCCUCAUUCAUCCUGCGAGCAGUCUCAAUCCUCAUUAAAGACGCUCUUUUCAAAACGCAGUACAAACAAAUCACAGAGGAUGUUGACAUUAAAGUCUGGUUUAACAAUGAGACUGCAGCAGGUUGCAGAACAGCUCAAGUGCUCAUGCAGUACUGCAUCGGGGCGAAUUACUAUUGGCUGCUGAUUGAAGGGAUCUACUUACACAAUCUGCUGGUGAUCGCCGUCUUCUCUGAAAAGAGCUACUUUAAUAUUUAUUUAUGCAUCGGCUGGGGAGCACCGGUGUUAUUCGUUGUUCCCUGGGUGGUUGUCAAGUAUUUAUAUGAGAAUACUGGGUGUUGGACAACAAACGAGAAUAUGGCAUACUGGUGGAUUAUCCGCUCUCCUAUCCUGCUCUCUAUACUGAUCAAUUUCUUCAUUUUUAUCAGAAUUAUUCACAUUCUUGUGUCUAAACUCAGAGCUCACCAAAUGAGGUACACAGAUUAUAAAUUCAGACUGGCCAAGUCUACGCUGACCCUGAUCCCCUUGCUGGGGAUCCAUGAAGUGGUGUUUGCCUUUAUCACAGACGAACACGCCCAGGGGACUCUCCGCCACGUCAAGCUCUUCUUUGACCUCUUUUUGAAUUCCUUUCAGGGUAUGCUGGUGGCCAUAUUGUACUGCUUUGUCAACAGAGAGGUCCAGUCGGAGCUCCUGAAGAAAUGGAAGAGAUGGAAGCUGGGCCAGGACAUUGAGGAAGAGUACAGGCACACUUAUAGCCAGCCUGCCCAGGCGAGGAAUGGGAGUGCCAACCUGGACAAACACAAGUUAGUCAGCAACUAUCACAACGGGACAGGUGAGAUCUCCCAGCACACCGUGGGACCCCCGGCCCAAUUCACCGAGUCGUCAUCUGAACAAAUAACAUUGAAGGGAAAGCCCCCCUACUUCGAGUGUCCAAAACAAACAGACCACAAAGCUUUCUGUCUGUUGGAGAGUCAUUGUUAGAUGCACCAUCACCCCCAGGUUUCUGAUGGGACAGACAAGGAGGAGUGACUGGGAGCCCAAGGCAAGACUUUGAAAACCGCCGAAUCUGGAGCCGAAAGCAGAGAGGAGCUCACCCACCAUGAUUCCACCAAAAUGCUUGAUGGGUUUUUUUUUCAGGGGACUUGGGUCAUGUCCAUUUUGACUUCAUCCUGUUUUCAGAGCAGUGUUCCUGCUACACGUGUGCCCGGCCCCGGGCUGACACUCACAGGACUCUUACUUUUUUUUCAAAAACAAACAUGUUGCAGUAAUAAAACAAUUCAGGCGACGGUGAACAAAAGCGCUAUCUACCGAACGGGUAACUGGGAAAGGUGUUAAGGUGACACUUGAAGGGGCACUGAUGGUUCAAGAGGAAGAAGGAUUAUUUUUAAUAGAUAUUAAAUGUCCCCACAAAACCCACCAGAGGGAUUUAAGAUAGUGUGAGGCUUAUCGAGAGGGUGUGACUAGCCAGGUGGUGGCUACAGUAAGCUCUCGAGAGAAACCACCUCAUCCUUGCUGCAGAUUUCCCUUCAGCUAAUGCACCACCACCAACUCUGACUGGUCGAGCCCUGCUAAACCUAAAUUAUUGGUUGUGUGUGUGUGUGUGUGUGUGUGUGUGUGUGUGUGUGUGUGUGUGUGUGUGUGUGUGUGUGUGUGUGUGUGUGUGUGUGUGUGUGUCUAUCUGCAUGUUUUUACCUGCCACAGGAUGUGGGCAUCACUGGAUAGGAGAAAGUGAGGACUGCAGAUGCUGGAGAUCAGAGCUGAAAAAUGUGUUGCUGGAAAAGCGCAGCAGGUCAGGCAGCAUCCAAAGAAGAGGAGAAUCAACGUUUCGGGCAUGAGCCCUUCUUCACUGGAUAGACCAACAUUCACUGCCCAUCAUUAGUUGCCCUUAUAAAGGGGGGACUGAGCUGCCUUCUUGAAUCACUGAAGUCCAUCUGAUGGACCAAGUGAGUGUACUUAUCUGUGUGUGUGGCAGGCUGUGCCUGUAGCUUUUUGGUCGUGUGUGUGUGUGUGUGUGUGUCCACCUCAGCCUCACGUGAACAAGAUGUUCAAUGUGGUUUGGUCACAUUAGAAAGAUGCUGUGGGAUCAAAGAUGAACUGAUACAUCAGCACAUCAAACAGCAGCAGACAGCUGGUGUACAGAGUUAUAUCUAAACGUCAACAUGUGUGCAUAAAGUCUCCAGCACCCUGUGAAUUCUCGAGUUGGAAAUCUAAACUUUAACAUUUGUUGUUAGACAGCAACAAGGUCUACCAGCUGUUUAAAAAACUCGAACAAAUCUUCAUCUGAAAUGAAGAUCUUGACCAUUUCUCAGUGAUGGUGGAUUUGGUGAAGUUAAUGCUACUUAUUCAUAGUUUUCCAUUGCCCAGUUCUUCAAAACAUCAAGGAGUAACAAGUCUCUAAUAUUCCUCAUCUCCAGUGAGAACGCAACCUGGCCGGUCAGCAGGUAUAAAAUAUACACAAAAACAUAGCAAACAUUACCCUGGAAGUUAGGAUGUGUGCAAUAUACACAAACACUUCUAGAUACACACACUCUUAUAGACAUGCACACUCACCCACACACACACAGUUAUAGACAGAUACACACACACACACAGAGUUAUAGGCAGAUAUGCACACACCCACACCCACACAGUUAUAGACAGAUACACACACACAUAUGCAUAACACACACACACAGUUAUAGACAGAUACACACACACCCACACACACACAGUUAUAGGCAGAUACACACACACCCACACAAACACAAGUAUAGACAGAUACACACACCCACACACACAGUUAUAGACAGAUAUACACACACACACAUGCACAGUUAUAGACAGACAGACAGACACACAAGGUUAUAGACAGAUACACACACACACACAAUUAUAGGCAGAUAUUCACACCCACAUACAGACAGAUAUAUGCGCACCACCCAUCCACACACACCCACACACACACCCACAGUUACAGACAGAUACACACACACCCACAUACAUACACACAAUUAUAGAUAGAUACACAUACCCACACACACAUCCAUACACACACACACAUACACAGUUAUAGACAGCUACCCACGCACACACCCCAUACAGUUAGAGACAGAUACACCCACACACUCAUACCCAUACACACACACUUUUAUAGGCACAUACGCACACACCCACCUACACACUUAUAGACACACAUACUCUCAUAGACACACAAACAUUUACAGACAUGUACACACAGUUAUAGAUACACCCGAACACAUAUACAUGCAGAUACACACUUAUACACAGGAAUGCACAUACAUUCACACACAUGCACAUAAUAUGCCAGAUUCUGUUUGGAAAUGAAUACCAAGUCAUUCAAGAGAAAAGGUUUUGCAUUAUUCACUCAGAGGAGUGGUUGGCUCUGGCUAGACCAGCAUUUAUUGCCCGUCCCUACUUGCCCUGGGGAAGGUGGUACUGUGCUACCUUCUUGAAACGCUGCAUCCGUGUGCUGUAGGUACACCCACAAUGCCAUGAGGGAGGGAAUUUUAACCGAGUGACAGUGAAGAAAUUUUAUUCACGUACCUGCAAAGAAAGUGUUUUCAUUAGCACAGGGGCCGGAAACCAGAGGACAGGGCUGUAAAAUAAUUGAUAAAAGGACAGUGGUAGGAGCAUGCAUGGGGAAGGGCCUGUUAUAACAGACAGGGGGAGAGAUUAUUUUACACCGGGGGGUUGAUAUGACCUGGAAUGCAAGGCCUGGGCGGGAUGGUCAAGUGCAGAAUUCAAGGGGGACCCAGAGAUGUAUUUACAAAAUUUUGCCAAAAGAAGAGGGGACUGGGACUAAUUAGACUGCCAAUUUAUAAGGAGCCAACAUUGUUCCAAUGGGCCAAAUAGCCUCCUGUGUGCUGCAAGAUUCUGUGAAAAUUAGGGGGAAUCAACCAAAGCUCUUGCUGUUUUGCUAUCCACCUUAACUUUGACAAUAACCCAUCACAAAACUGCAAGCAGAAUCGGGAAGAAAUUAUACCGAGACUCCUGGGCAUGAGGGUUAUCAGUGAUAGACUGAGAUGGGUGGCCUCCCAUUGUGGGAUUGAGGCCUAGUACAGAGGUUGCAGCUGAAUUGACACAGAGGGAGAGCAGUGGAGGUUCACCAGGUUGAUAUUGGGAUGGAAGCAUUGUCCUUUGAAGAGAGAUUGGUUCAAGUGCACCUGUGCUCGCUCGAGUUUAGGGGGAUGAGAGGGGGAUCGAUUGAAACAUCCAACAUACUAACUGGGCCGGACAGACUUGAUAUACAGAGGAGGCUUCCACCCAGGCAGGGUAGUCUGGAACCAGGGGUUAUAUCCUCAGGGACAGACAAUUCUGGACUGAGAUCAGGAGAAACUUCAUUACUUAAAGGGGUGUGAACCUGUCAAAUUCUCUACCACAGAAAGCCGUGGAGGCCAAGUCACUGAAUAUAUUCGAGAAAACGAUUUAUAAGUUUUCAGGUUUUAAAGACAUCAAGGGCCAUGGGGAGAAAAUGGACCCGCUCUGAUAUUGAGUGGGAGAGUGACCUCAAAGGGCUGCAUGACCUACUCCUGUCGCUGGUUUCUGUAUCACUAUGAAAUGAAUGGGAAGCAAAGCUGGGCCUAUGUCAAUGCCAGCUCCUUAAUGGGGACCUUCUCCCAAGCCUCCUCAAUUAUCCGCCCCACCUCACACCCACCCCUUGAUGUAUCCAAACUAGUCAGCUGUUCAGGUGGUUGAAUAUAAUGGCCAGUGUGGGGACACUGAUGGACACCACCGUCCCGAGCACAGAUCAUCUCCCUGCUUCAGCACAUUCACUUUGACUCCUUGCAGUUGUGAUUUGGUGUCAGUAGUGCAUAGUGUUGGAUCACUGCUUCCCAGAGCUUCAGGUCGGAGUUAAACAAGGAGUAAACAUAUGGCCAACAUUCUGUGCCUCCACUGGGUUUUCACCUCACUCCAGUCUUAUUACAACGUGAGGUAAUAAUCUGAUCGGAACUCCGAGUUUCAGAAUCCCACGUUCAGCUAGAACUCUUGAAUAAUUCACCAAUGCCUCAACUUUCGUAGAGUUUCUUGCUAGUUCAGAUUGUAGCAUUAACUAAAACUUGGGAUGUGAACAAUUGUUGCCAAUCUUGAAGUGCUAGGUCAGCCAUACUGGAGUCACAUGUAGGCCACAGCGGAUAAAGAUGGCAGAUUUAUGAACAAGAUGGCUUCCGAUGACAAUCCAUGAUAGUUUCUGUUACUGUAAACAGCUUUCAAAUCCAGAUUCUUAAUUGAGCGAAUUUAAAUUCCUUAACCAUCGUCGGUGAAAUUUGGAGCAGUUUCCCCAAAACAGCAACCACGGCCUAGAUUACAGUCCAGAGUCUUGGGUCAUUGUGCCACCAUUUCCUUAGCUUUACUGCUCAACCCUGGGCCUAGACCCUAGGCUAUGGAGAUCGGGCUGGAGGGUGGGACCAGCUGGGUAGGGGUAGCUCCUCCGGGAGUUGGUACAGACAUGAUGGGCCAAAGGGCCUCCUUCUGUACUGUAACAUUUUCAUUUACCUUCUCAUGUUGGGGAAAGAGUUCAAAGGUUACUCAAGUGGGCUGGGUUUCCAUGGGAACUGAGCCAUCCAGGAGUUUGGAACUCUACCUCCGGGAGUUAUCCAGUUUGGGGCCUAGCAUAAAAACCCAAGGAGAGAUUCCAAACCUGCGAUAACAGGAUGGGGCAAGACUGAGGAACAUACACCAUGUUCAGCAGGGUCAGGGGUCAGUGGGCUGUAGCAUCUCCUCCCCAGAGCUAAAGAGAGGGCAGAGAAACCACCUCAUGGUUGGAGCUUCUGAUUGUUGUCCAAUAACAGCCAGUGGAGAGUGAGCUGUGAGGCCCCUCAUGGUCGAUUGACUCCAGGUGAAGGUCAGAGAUGCGUGUGGAGCCUGAACCUAGCAGGAGGUGGGGGAGGGGGAGAGGGUAGGAGGAUUGGGUGCCCGGAACAGUGCCGUUGGGAUCACUGCCGUUGCACUCUCUGGUUUGGACAUGGUUUGUCAGCCCUUAUCCCCAAUCUCCAGCUGGGUGCUGAAGAGAGAGAGAAUAAAGAGCUGAGGACAUUGGAGAACUAAAUGAAAGAAAAUACACACACAGAGCUGGAGAAACUCAGCAGGUCUGUCUGUGGAGAGAGGAACAGAGUCAAUGUUUCAAGUCAGAUGUCCAAGAAGACACGGGGAGUGUCAGAUCAGGCCUGAUCCUAGAGAGGGGUCAAAUGGCCUACUCCUGUUCUGAUUCCUUAUUGUCUUCUAACCCUCAAUGAAACAUUAACUCUCCUUCUCUCUCCUCAGAUGUUGCCAGAGCUGCUGAGUUUCUCCAGCACUUUGAGUUUGGAGGUCGAGCAGAGUUCAGUUUAAUGAGGAUGUCGAGGGUUGAGGAACACAGAAAGAAGCCUCGACCCUCUCACUAAAGCAGACCUAUCCCUCUCGAAUGCAGUAAGAUAGUCAGUGAUGUAUCAUUCCCUCCAGACAGUGCGUGGAGAUGAGGAGAGGGGGUUCCUCUGUGCAAUGUCCUUUAUAAAGAAGGGGUUAUUUCCUGGAUACACAGGAAAACUCCUCUAAGAGAAUGAACAUCGACAGUAAUUAUCCCUUUUAGGGACAACCUGACCUUGGGCAAGGAGGAAUCCUUUCACUUAUCUUUGUAUUCCAUGGUUUUGCCUUUAAUUUAUAGAUGGGAUUGUUCCUUUCUUUACCCUGUAAUGCAAGCCUUGAGGCAGGGAAAGGUUGGGCUCAUUAGCUGUUCUCUUUGAUGUCCCCUCACAUUCUUUUCCAUCCCAAUGCCUCACUUAGCGCCUCUUCAUGUAAUUUGCUUCAGUCGCUGGCAGAGUGUGUUGUCAAUUGAGGUCAGGUACCAUGUUCAGUGCCUGUUACCGGCUUGCACAGUGGACCGCAAUGGAUAUGUUUCUUUUUUUUAACGUUGUCUGGCAAAUGCUUGGAGAUGUUAAAUGUGCAAUGAAUUCCAAAUUGGUUUUGGAAAUGUGCGUGUAAAAAUAACUCAAAAAAUCUAGAAAUUGUUAAAGCCUAUUUGCACAAUUUAAUUUAUGUGAACAUGUGAAUACCAGUGUACAGAUAUCUAUAUAUAUAUACACGCCAUAAAGACUUUUGUACGUGACAUUCCCAGGUAGACAUUCCCAUCCUUUUGAGCUGAUGGUGUUGCUAAUGAUUAUAGUGCCCUCUUUACAUUAAGGGUCCCAGAGACUGAGGGAGGUUCUGGGGCUAGUGGUGGAUCAGACGCGGUCCUUCUGAAUGUAGCUUUUCAUGGAGAAUGCAUGCCCCCAGCAUGAUCACCAUCUUUUCCUGUGUGUGCAAUAAGCUUGGCCCACACUUAGCUGUGUUUAGCUGACAAUAUUGACGAGAGGGGAGGUCCCUUUGGUGCUUUCAGGGGUCCUUCUCUUCAGCCCCCUCCCCACCCCUCGCACUCUCGGACCCUCCCCUCAUGCCUCGGCCAUCUGCUGAUCUCCCACCAGCUUCCUGUAAACACAUGCAGGUUUGUCACCGAUGAAACUGAAGAGGGACCAGACAAAAUGAGUGAAUGUUAUGUUUAGUCCCCUGUACCACAUUGUGAAAAUAAAAGCAAAGGCAAGCUUUUGUUGAUCACCUAAGGCCUAAUAGUUUUCUGUUUCGUACUGCAACUGCAUGGUCUUAAAAAAAACAAUCCUGCAUUGCUAUAGCACCUUUCACAACAUCAGGGCUUCUCAGGGUGCUUUACAAUCGAGCGUUCGUUUGGAAGGGUAACAGGGAGAGAGGUGUGGAGGUGAUGGCCUGGUGGUAUGAUCGCUGUGUUAUUAAUUCAGAGACCCAGAUAAUGUUCAUCCCUUCAUGGCAGAUUCAAUAAAAAAAACCUGGAAUUAAGAAUCUAA